Messenger RNA from Penicillium coprophilum, 2451 nucleotides. Its product is annotated as pH-signaling protein PalC. NCBI's taxonomy places the organism in Eukaryota, Fungi, Ascomycota, Eurotiomycetes, Eurotiales, Aspergillaceae. The record is from RefSeq and is a predicted model, not a curated record. The transcript has 6 exons. Gene Ontology annotation, cellular component: plasma membrane. The coding region runs from base 1 to 2451 and encodes 816 amino acids. Gene Ontology annotation, biological process: cellular response to pH.
AUGGGUCGUCCUCGACGAGCCGCUGCCCAAAAGCCAGCGGGUCACUAUGCCCUCACCUCUGCCACCCGAGUUCAAAAGGCAUCUGCCACGCCGGCCCGGAAACCGCGCAAGAAGAAGGACCAGUCCGAGGAAGAUGCAAUGAGCCUAGAUACCGCUGCCACCGGGCCUUCUCGGAAAUCGCGCAAAGGCAAGGGUCGAUCUGAGGGAGAUACAAUGGGCACAGAUAUGCCUCCACCACCAAAAAAGAUCGCAAAGGGAAGGGUCGCCGCACUUGCAUUGGAUUUGAAAAAUUCUUACGAAGGGAAACUUCCCCCACCGGCACCGCGGCCAGAGCGGCAAACAAGAUGGAGACAGCCAGCAACGAAUCCAAUUGAGCGUUUUGAGGACACGCCAAAAGGUUGGAAUCACGAUGAACCCGAUCUUGAUCCUGAUGACCUAGAAUCUCAGAUCGAAAGAUGCCAUGAGCGGAUUAGUGAUAAUAUCAUGGUUCAUCAGUUUCAAUUCAAGCUUCAGGAGCUUCUGCGAAAGCAAACAUAUCGCAAUGAAAUGAUGUCUUCGGAGGCGCCUGGUUUGAGUUGGCCUGUCGUUCAGCGCUUGAAGUCCCUCAGGGAGAUGUUAGAAUGGCUGAGCAGCAAGGGUGACGAGUAUGAAUCGGCUGCAAAUGUGGCAGGCCUCAUAGAAGCAUACGAAUCAGGCAAAUUAAAGUACAACAGAGGCCUUGUUACCUACUGGUCUCAUGGCGUUCAACUCUGUGAGCCGAGGCCUUUCAGGUGGGAUGAAUGCGAUCUCAUCAGCGCUGAACAUGACGGUCAAAAGGGCUUUUGGGUAGAAGGGGUGAAGUAUGGCCCAAUGGCCCAAAUCUUGGCAGUGACAUCAGCUCCGACUCCCCGGAGUCCUCCCCUUCUCUUAACUCCCCAGGUCACCAUGGUCUACGCAUUUAUCCUCCCAACCACCUCACCUCUCUCAUUUCAAUCAUUUAUCUUCUCUACCACUCACCCAUCUAUCCCCCAAUCAGCUUCGACAGCCCGCCAUGCUCUCCGCCUCGCAUUGAAGGCCCACAAGCGCUUACCCCGCGACCGCCAGGACGCCCACCUGCCCACAGUUCUGUCCGCUUUGAAUGAAUACAUUCCCUACCUCUUUGCGAUUUCAAAAGGGCUGAAUGCUAGCUCUGAUUCCUCUGUCGUUCACGACAGCUACGCGUUAGGCGACACAAAUCUCCGCACCGGUGAAGUAGUCAACAUCACCAUACGUGCGGAAAUAGAGUCGACAUGGAGACCCAGGAAUGGACGAGUGUCUGGCCGAGGCAUCCAUUUCGAAUUGGCAUUUACCCUCAUAACUCUAGGCUAUGUACUGGAUAGGAUGGCGCGCGCAGGAGUUCUCACAGCCCUAUACGCAUCGUCUACCCCAUCCGCGGAGGUUCGUACUGCUGGUCUGCAGACUGCAACGCGGUAUCUACUACAAGCUAGCUCAGUGCAUAAUCUGCUAGCGUCCUCGCCGACUUUCACGGCAGCCACCGUUUCGACAGUUCCAGAGCUGGAGCCUGCUACGCAGUCGGCUUUGGCGUCUCUGGCUCUGGCCGAGGCUACGUUACUAGCAGUUUUGAAAGAUGAUGCGUAUGUCGCAGCGUGUAUCCAGUCGCGCAAUCCCAAUGAUAAAGAAUGGAUGGUGCAUGCACCCGAGAUCCCCAAAGUGCGAGCGCUGCUGUUUGCAAGACUCUGCGUUCGUGCUGCAGAGUACGCUGAACAGGCGGCUGCAGGACUAGGCGCUGUUGGAUCUGCUUCUGGUCGUGCAGGCCGUGUGGAUGAUGAUUUGGUUGGUUAUACUAGAGUCUUGGCUCGCGUUGCUCGGGCACGCGCCUGUCGUUUCUUUGGUGUGAAUGCCGAACUUUCAGGCAAAGUUGGCGAGGGUAUUGCGUGGCUACGAGCUGCGCGCAUUCCACUUGGGCUACGUGGAGCAGGGUCUUCACAGGAAGAUGGUGCUGGCUCGGGGAGUUCUACAAAGGGCGGACUGUCCCGUUUAAAACGAGAGUGGACAGAGCGACGUGAAGAACGUCGAGUCACUAAGGAUGCUGGUGGUAGCCGGAGCGAGAAAGGUCCAUUGCAUGCAGGGGAUGACGCUGGGCGCGACGAAGAGGGACGAGUUCUUGCGAUGCUUGAGACGAAGUGGGUGAAAAUGAAUGAUACAAUUAACACACAGGUCAUUCCACCAUCUGCGCCGUUGCUCUCUAAUCUGCCUUCUGGUCGUGAUAUUCACUCUCAACCAGCACCAUACCAGCCCCCUUCUCUAGACGAGGAUCAACUCAUGCGGAUGCGUGCCCCGCCAGAUGAAAACCACCACAUCCAAUCCGGAAGUGACGAUGACAGCGAUGAUGAUGUAGCACAGCGGGAUGGCCAUGGACCUCCGGGAGCAUUCCCGGACCGAAGUGCGACCGCAUCGAGCGUCUAUUAUUGA